Rhipicephalus sanguineus (brown dog tick) is the source of this 4611-nucleotide messenger RNA. RefSeq lists its product as uncharacterized. The coding region runs from base 1 to 4611 and encodes 1536 amino acids. NCBI's taxonomy places the organism in Eukaryota, Metazoa, Arthropoda, Arachnida, Ixodida, Ixodidae. Gene Ontology annotation, biological process: proteolysis. Gene Ontology annotation, molecular function: metallocarboxypeptidase activity; zinc ion binding. The record is from RefSeq and is a predicted model, not a curated record. The transcript is spliced from 21 exons.
AUGGUCAUCGGAACCGUGCUGAAAGAGUCCAAGAUUGCAUCUGACAAGCGCCCUGUGGUAAACCCGGUCCUGCAGUGCCAAGAAAACAAGAUGGGAAUCUUCAAGACCCUCCUCACGCUGGCCAUGGUGGUGACGGCGCUCUCGCUGCCAACGCUGCCGACGCCACUGAAGCCGGAAGGAUCGCCGGACCGGCCGGUGCAGCCCGUCGUCCACACAAGUCCUGAUGUCGCUGUCGAACCGAAGUCGCCUGUCGAAUCGAAGCAGGGAGAACGUCUAGAGGGUGUCCGGUCGGUGAGCAAUGACCCAUCUCUGACGACCAAAAAACAGAGCGCAAGUGACGGAUCCGCUGUUCAAGCCACGCAGCACGUCGACACUCACGACACAUCGGGUAAGGACUCCGUCGUUCAGCUUAAAAAGUCGGUAAAGCUUAAUAACGACGAAAGGCCCUCAUUAGAGAAAGACGAGGCUAAAAGCGACACGAAAGACACUGUUUCACACGAAAAGCCACACGAGAGUCCAGAUGUCGAACUCGGCAAGGAUGCAGGCACUACCACUCCUUCAGAAGACAAACCACAAGAGCCUGCAAAGCCGUUACAGGGAAUAAUAGAGGAUGUGAGAGAUUUUGGAGCUCCGAAUGACGCUGUUGAACUGCCCAAGGACGUCACCACCUUGUCUCAAGACAGCAAGACUCGUGUACCCACUACUGAUGAUAAACACAAACCUACCGACAAGGUUGAAUCGGCGCCUGUGGUAGAUGAUGUACCAAACACUGAGCAUACACCAGUACACCCAGAAGCCACAAAUACAAACGCCGAUGUUACUAGGAAAGAAGAAUACGCCGUUACUGACGACCUAAAAAAGCCGAGCGAGGCUUCGGCUGUGACUCUACAUAAUGUCACUACAGCAAAAUCGGAAGCAAAUGAAGACCAUCCCAAAAAUUACCACAAAAUUAGCAAACGAGAGGACACUAAGCAAGAUUAUGAAAAAGACACUAUAGCUCAUGCUGUCAGCAACGCUGGUAGUCCUAAGACCAAGGUAUCUAAAUCAGAUGUAUCAAAGCCCGCACACGUCAAGAUGGACGCGCAUAAAUCCACUAAGCCACACACCAAAACUAUACAAGAAACUGCUGACGAAGUGAAGCCUAUUGGCUUCAAAACCUCCAGGGAAAUAGCCAGCCCAGAUACCUCUGAAAUAAAUGCUCAGGAAGUAGAAGUUGCACAGCCUAAGCAGUCGCCAGACACAGUCGUGAGUGAAGUCAGCGAAGUAAGCCCAUCGACACAAGUUUCACCUGGAGCUCCACCAGCAUCCGCACCUGAAGCCGCCGUUCCAACAUCUGAUGCAGAAACGCCUCAGGACAAACCGGCAACGCCGAUCACUGACACCGCAAAAAAUCAAACAGCGACUCCAACUGAAAGCGGUGGCGGCUUUAAUCCUUUUGGACCGAUUAGGAGUGUCUUUCAACCCAUCAUUGACGCUGCAGCUUCCGUGAGGGAUCAGAUACGACCAGUAAUUGGAGCUGCCCUCUCACCUGUUUUAGGUCCGCUCAGUCCGGGAAAAGGCGGAGCGGCGCAAAACGAAUCCGCAACUACGAUUACGCAGCCAUCAGAAGGCAGUGCGACGUCUCCGGCGAGCCCCACCAGUGAUGAAGAACCACAGAAGGAAACACAAACUGUUGUCCCUGCUGAAACAGCGUCAGUGACUACUGUUCAGGACAGCGUAGCUCCCGAGGUCAGAACUCACGAAAUUGGUGCUGCGACGGACGUCAAAACAGCGACUCUACCAGCCCAGGAGGCCAGCCGUAACGGAUCCCAGACCCCAUUGGGCCCAUUCCCCGUGCCUUUCGACCCGGUUGCCGCGAUCAACAGAUUCACCAAACCAGCAGUGGACGCUGCCACCAACGUACGUGACCAAGUGCGACCCAUCUUUGACGCUGCCGUGGCGCCCAUCGUAGACGCGCUGAACCCGACCAAGGAAGCGACAGACUCCAGUACAACGGCCGGUUCGGCUGAGCCGCAGCUUCAGGCAUCGGGCAUCGACAUGCCCGAGAGCGCGGCCCAAGAGCCAGCUGAGCCGAACAAGCGUCGCUACUCCAAUUACAAGCUGUUUUCCGUUUACAUCGGUAAUGACACUGCAACCUUGGAUGUCAUCAGCGCACUGAGAGAAAAUCUGGAGGUUGACUUUUGGAGUGAGCCCACACUGAAUCGCAAUGUGAGCAUCCUGAUCCCUCCGGGACUGGUUGAAAAAGUACAAAAUAUAUUCAAGGACGCUGGCAUAGAGUACCACAUCAUCACGGACGACAUACAACGGUGGAUAGACAGAGAAGACGAAGAAAAUCGGCCUGGUGUUUUUUUAGACCAAAGAGACAUAACACACUACGCUUUUGACAAAUACCACCGUGUUGAAGAGAUAACAGGAUUCUUGGACAUCUUGGCACAAAAGUACAGCCACAUUGCCACAGUGAGAAACAUCGGAAUGACCCAGGAGGGAAGGCCGAUCAAAGGAGUGAUUCUCAGCACCGGAAGUAACCGGCCGGUCCUUUGGUUCGAUGGUGGCAUCCACGCGCGCGAAUGGGUUUCACCGGCGUCGCUGCUUUACUUUCUGCACAAAAUGACAACGGGAUAUGGUUCAGACAGCACCAUCACGACCCUUUUGCAGACCUUCGACUUCUACAUCUUUCCCGUUGUUAAUCCCGACGGAUAUGCCUAUACUUUCACGUCGGAUCGCCUUUGGAGAAAAAACAGAUCUGGUGGUAGGCGAGGAUGCAGAGGUGUCGAUCCCAACAGAAACUUUGCCGCAGCUUUCGGUGGCGCUGGUACAAGUGGCCAUCCAUGCUCAGAUAUCUUUCGGGGCGCGCAGGCGUUUUCUGAGGCUGAAAGUCGUGCCAUACGCGACGCCGUUCUUGAGCUUGGAUCUCGAAUAAAAGGGUAUGUCACAGUUCACUCGUACAGUCAACUCAUCAUGGUGCCGUACGGGCAUGGUCGCGGCACUUAUACCAGGGAUUAUGCCGACCAGAUAUCAGCAGCAAGGGCUGUAUCCAGAGCUAUACAGAUCCGUUCUGGCGUAUACUAUCAAGUGGGAACCAUUUCAGGCCUUCUAGGUUCUGCAGCUGGGUCGUCCAGCGAUUGGGUCUACGACGGGGCAAAAAUCAAGUACUCCCUAGCCGUCGAAUUGAGGGACAAGGGACGCUACGGCUUUUUGUUGCCGAAUUUCCUCAUUGUGCCAACAGCAGACGAGGCGUCGGAGGGCUUCAAGGCUUUCGCAAAGUUCGUCGCUAGAAGAGAGCUCAACAAGUUCAUUCACAAAAUGAGAAGGAUGUACCAUGGUAGCGCUUGUGGUCUGCUGUCGUGGACAUUAUUUGUCGUCUUCACCACCUGCAAUGGGAGAGUCAGCUUCCAAGGGCACAAACUCGUAAGAGCCUAUCUAAACUCAUUGUCAUCCGUCGAGUUGCUUCGAAACCUGCAGACAAACAACACUCAUCUGGACUUUUGGGACGAGCCUGUAGCACCAGAUCAGAACGUCACCAUCCGCUUGCCUCCAUCGGAAGCGUUUAUGUUCGAAAAACGUCUCGAACUCUGUGGAAUACAGUACACCGUUCUCACUGAAAAUUUGCAAGAGUGGAUUGAUCGGGAAAGAAAUGACAAUCAAAGAGAUGGAGAUUUUGACCCUAGGGAUGCCGGCAGUUUCCGCAUAGACAUGUACCAUACGCUAGACGAGAUCUACGGAUUCCUGGAUUCAUCAGCCCAAAAGUUUCCCAACAUCGCCAGUCGUGUCACCAUCGGGAAAACGGAAGAAGGCGCUGCGAUUCGUGGAGUCAAGAUAAGCUCCGGGGGCAACUCUAGCCGGCCAGCCAUAUGGAUCGACAGCGGUAUUCACGCCCGCGAAUGGAUCUCCACGGCCUCGGCGCUGUACAUUAUCGACCACAUGCUGAAGAGCUACAACGACAGCGACGACGUUACGAAACUGGUGGACACCUUCGAUUGGUACAUAUUUCCUGUCAUCAACGCGGACGGAUACAAGUACACCUGGACCACCCAUCGGCUGUGGCGAAAGAACAGGGUGAGAAACGUGGGAAGCCUCUGCCGUGGAGUGGACCCGAAUCGAAACUUCGACGUGCGCUUUGGCCUGGCAGGUUCAAGCGCCAACCCCUGCGCGGAGAACUUUGCCGGCACGUAUCCUUUUUCGGAGCCCGAGAGUCGUGCCAUCAGAGACGGCAUCAACAACCUCAAGGACAGACUAAAGGCGUACAUCAACUUGCACUCCUACAGUCAAAUGGUCAUGAUACCGUACGGCUACUCCAAAGGAUACACGAGCGACUACAAGUCGCAGUACGAAGCUUUGGAAAAGUUGGUGACCGCCAUCAGAAAGAGGAACAGCGCCUUUUAUCGCCAUGGAACAGCCGGACAGACAUUGUACAUCACGUCGGGCGCAGCGCUGGACUGGGUGUACGACAAAGCCAAGGUGAAACACACGUUCGUCGUCGAGCUGCGGGACCGUGGCCUGUUCGGCUUCAUCCUGCCGCGCGAGUUCAUCACGCCGACGGGCGACGAGCUGUUCAGCGGCGUCAAGGCGCUCGCCUUCCACAUCAUGAAGGCUGAACUGAAAUCCCGAUGA